Cladocopium goreaui is the source of this 1949-nucleotide messenger RNA. The record is from the annotation of a GenBank genome assembly. NCBI's taxonomy places the organism in Eukaryota, Dinophyceae, Suessiales, Symbiodiniaceae.
AUGGCGUGGGAGAUGGAGGAAUGUGCCAAGGAAAUCGCCUAUUUGGCGCAGAAGCACGCCCGUGAACUGGAUCAAGUCUUCCAGCGGUUACAGAGCCGCUUGUCUGAGAAGGGCAGCCCUCAGCCGCCAGGGGAGAUGGGAUGUUUGCUGACCCGCAUCUCCACCGGUGAUCGUGGUAGCUCACUGGAGGCACCUCAUAGCCCCGAUGACAAGCCGCCGAAGGUGGCCUUCAUGGGGUCCGAGUUGCCAGGAGCAGUUGCCGAGGGCGGUGCCAAGGAGGGCCUCACCGCGGUGCUGCCCAUGGACGGCCUGGGGACAGCUGACGCGCGCGCGGAGGGAGCGGAGUCCGAGGCGGGGAGCACGUCGGAGGAGUCCUCAGGCGGGGACGGGGGGAGCCCUUGCUAUCCAAGGGGCUCCGCAUCCUCUUACGCUAGGACUAAGAAACAGGUCACCAGAAAGAAGAUCAUCAAGAGUCAGGAUGAACAGGGGACAAAUACUUGGCAGCAACGCUUGGUCUACAGCCCUUGCUAUGAGCUGUACAGUGCUUUGCUGAUCCUCUUGAAUGCCAUCUUCGUGGGAUGGCAAACUGAAUAUGCCGCCUCAACGGUGAACCAACCGGCCUCCCAAGAUGGAUUCGAACCCACCUUUUUCUUUGUGGCACAGAUCGUCUUCUUCCUGGCCUUCUUCUUCGACUUGGUGCUCCGUUGGAUUGCUGAUGGCCUGAUUUACUUCGUCUGCAACGAGGAGAUGUACUGGAACGUUCUGGACAUCUUCGUUGUCUCCUUUAACCUGGUGGAAGUGAUCACUGAAACCAUGAUGUUUGCAGGGUCCGAGCAUGCUGUGCUGAUGACCAACUUUACGGUGGUUCGCAUGAUCCGCGUGCUGCGCGUGGUGCGCAUCGCCCGAGUCAUUCGUGUCUUGAAGGCCUUUCGGGAGUUGCGCUUGAUGGUGGCCUCCAUUGUGAGUUCGGCUCGAAACCUGCUUUGGGUUAUCAUGAUCCUUUGCGUGCUGCUCUAUGUUUUUGGGAUCAGUUUCACCAGCGCAGUAGCUUUGGAACUGGAGAUGUCGCCGGCAGAUGCACCUGGCACGGAUGAGUUGAAGAGGUACUUUGGUUCCCUUUCCAGCUCCAUUUUGACGCUGUACAGCUCCAUGAGUGGGGGCGAAGAUUGGACCGUGUACUACUAUGCCCUUGGUCGCCUCGCUUGGCCGUACCAGACACUCUUUCUAUUCUUCGUCACCUUUGCUGUCUUCGCGGUCGUCAACGUGGUCACAGGUGUUUUCGUGGACACGGCUAUUGAGAAGAAUCAGACAGACAAGGAGCUGGCCAUCCAGGAGGAGCUGCGAAGCAAGAAGCUGCGCAUGAAUUGGAUCCGCGACGUUUUCAGCGAGUUGGACUCGAGCGGUGACGGCACGGUGACACUGAAGGAGUUCGAGAGUCAGCUGAACCACGAGGCGGUGAUUGCCUACUUCAACACGCUGAAGUUGGACGUGAGCGACGCCAGGAGCCGUGCCGUUUCACGGUGGCGCCAUGGCGGUGAUGGCUCGGACGGGGUCAACAUCGAAGAGUUCGUGCAGGGCUGCUAUCGACUCUCGGGGGAGGCCACCACGCUGCAUACCCAGGUCAUGCAAUGUGACAUCAAGGACAUCAUGAACAAAAUGGGUCACAUCGUGGGGCUCCUGGACGAGCUUCGCGUCUCCCUGGCCUCGCGCCGCCGCAGCUCGCGGCCCUCGGGGCGCUUCAGCGGCAUCUCGGAGCUGGCGGACGUGGCGGAUGCGGCGCCGCGAGCGAGCCAUCGAUCCUCCAUGGACAGCGUGCAGAUGGCGUGAAAGGCCACAGAUUGCCAUAGAUCCAUGGCGAUCCAUGGCGAUUCAUGGCGAAAAAGGGGCUGAAAUGGACUGGAAAUGGUAGGUGAUGGCUGAGGGCCAACUUUUUGAAGUGAAGAAAUGAG